AUAAUUGAAUCCGCGCAGUAAACCAUUGAGCGUAAAGUUUGAGUGAACGGCAGUAGCAGAAUGAAUUUCUUGAGAUUCGGUGUAAAUUGGAACAAAACUUCAAUCGAAAUCAAAAAUGAAGUUAAAUUUUACAUCCACGAUGACCUUCACAUCGUUAAAUCAUCUGAUUAUGCCCCUCACACAUCUCUAAACAGUUAUUUAAGAAAUGUAUCUAAUUUGACGGGUACAAAAGUGAUGUGUAAAGAGGGUGGUUGUGGAUGUUGCGUUGUUACAGCGAUAAUUAAACACCCAGUUACUGGUAAAAAUGAAACUUUAGCCAUCAACUCAUGUUUGGUGUCGAUAUUUUCUUGUGAUAAUUGGAGAAUUGUAACGGUGGAAGGGUUAAAAGAUACUUCAGGAACACCUAGUAAAAUUCAAGAUACUUUAGUUAAAUAUAACGGGACUCAAUGUGGAUUUUGUACAUCUGGAAUGGUGAUGUCGAUGUAUGCGUUAUCUAAGAAUCCAAAUUUGACCAAAAGCAACGUUGAGGAUGCUUUAGGAGGAAACCUUUGCCGCUGCACAGGAUAUAGACCAAUUUUAGAAGCGUUUAAAUCUUUAACUCCUCAAAUAGAAAAUAAAACAACCUGUUAUAAUCAUGAUAUUGAAGAUGUGCCAAGUUGCCCCCUCAAAGACGAACUUAAAGAUUUCACGCAAUUAUUUCAUUCGAAUUUAGCCCCAUUUGGGUUGGAAUUUUCAAAUUCUAAAUGGUAUAAAGUGGUUAAUAUGGCACAAAUUUUUGAAUUAUUUGAAAAAUACCCAGAAGCUUCGUAUAAAUUAGUCGGGGGAAAUACGGCGAAAGGAGUUUAUAGAGAUGUUGAUAAAGAUUUAUAUAUAGAAAUAGCUGGUGCAAAAGAUUUACGUUCAAACACUAUAUCAGAAAGUCUUGUUACAAUAGGAGCUGGCACAUCAUUAAACGAGUUAAAAACAAUUUUUAGAACAACUUCUCAAUUGCAUAAAUCUUUUAGUUAUUUAGAUGUACUCGCAGAUCAUAUUGAUUUAAUAGCCAGUGAACCCAUCAGAAAUAUAGGAACAAUUGCAGGAAAUCUUUCCAUUAAACAUGAACACAACGAAUUCCCAUCAGAUAUAUUUCUCAUUUUAGAAACUGUCGGUGCAACAAUCACCUUAACGUCAAAAAAUAAAACAGAAAAAAUCGAUUUAUUAACUUACUUAAAAACGGAUAUGAAGCACAAAAUAAUAAAGGAAAUUAUAUUACCACCAUUAAAUUCGUCACAUCUCUUCAACAGCUACAAAAUCAUGCCACGUGCUCAAAAUGCACACGCAAUAGUAAACGCAGCAUUUUUAGUCCAACUCGAUGAAAAUUCAAUUGUUGAAUCUGCAAGGGUUGCGUAUGGUGGGAUAAAUCCAACAUUUAUUCACGCAACAAAAUUGGAAGCUAUCGUUAAAGACAAAAAGCUAUUUGAUAACGACUCAUUGCAACUCUGUUACAAAACUUUGGAUGAAGAAUUAAAACCGGAUUAUGUAUUACCAGACCCCAAACCUGAAUUUCGUAAAGGUUUGGCGAUUGCUCUUUUUUACAAGUUUGUUUUAAGCGUUGCCCCUUCGUUUAUUGUUGCUCCCCAAAUGAUUUCUGGUGGGAAAAAGUUAAUACGACCCCUUUCAAAGGGAACGCAGGAUAUUUUAAAUCCUAACAAGAAUAUUUACCCCAUUACUAAAGCUAUUUCUAAAUUAGAAGCGAUGGCCCAAGCUACCGGGGUUGCUAAAUAUGUUAUUGAUUAUCCUGAUGAACCUGGACAACAUUUUGUUGCUUUAGUUCUUGCUAAAGCAGCACCUUACUCGACUAUAGAGAAGAUUGAUUUUUCUGAAGCAUCGAAACUUAAAGGAUUCGUAUCAUUUUAUACAACAAAAGAUAUUCCUGGUAAUAAUAAUUUUACAGCUUACUUACCAAUCAAAGAAAAAUUAUUUGCCGAUAAAACGAUAGAGUAUUACUCACAACCGGUUGGUAUGGUGGUAGCAACCUCUCAAGAAGUAGCAGAACUUGCAUCUGACUUGGUAAAAGUAACAUAUAAAGCGGCAACGAAAAAGCCUUUAUUGACGAUAAAAGAUAUUAUUAAAAAUAACGUUAAAGAUAAAAUUGUGGCUGAUGCCACUCAUGGCAGAAAAUCGAAAGGAAACGAUAUUAAACAUGUAAUUAAAGGAAAUUAUCUUUCUUCAUUACAAUAUCAUUUUCAUAUGGAAACGCAUAGUUGUAAUGUAAUUCCGGUUGAGGAUGGUUUAGAUGUAUUCCCUACAACUCAAUGGAUUGAUAUUGUACAACAUGCGAUUUCUGAUAGUUGUAAAAUUCCAGCAAAUAAGAUUAAUGUGCAUGUUAGACGUUGUGGGGGUGGAUACGGUGGAAAAAUAACUCGAAAUGCGAUGUUUUCAUGUUACGCAGCUCUUGGGGCGCAUUUAGAAAAGCGGCCAACUAAAAUUUGGAUUCCGUUUGAAACAAAUAUGACAGCAGUCGGGAAGAGAAUACCAUGUUAUGCAACAUAUGAAGUUGGGGUUAACGAUAAAGGUGUUAUCCAAUAUUUAGACAUAGUUGUAUACGCGGAUUAUAGCACUUGUGGAAAUGAACCAAUAAUAAAUGUUUUAAUUCCAAUGGUUUUGAAUGGAUAUAAAACCGAUCCGAUUGAUAUUACAUCCUAUCAUACAUUAACUGACACGGCAGGAAAUAUAAGCUGUAGGGCACCAGGCACCACUGAAGGACUUGGUUUAAUUGAAACUGUCAUGGAACAUAUUUCUUAUGAACUCAAACUUGAUCCCAUCGAUGUACGAUUAGCGAAUUGGGAUGACAAAACUCACCCAAAAGUAUUAGAAUUUAUUAAACAAUUUUUAAUCGAUGCCGAUAUUAAGGAGCGAAUGAAAAACAUUGAAGAAUUUAACAAAAAUAAUAGGUGGAGGAAAAAAGGUUUAUCCACAGUAACGAUGGCCUAUCACUACGAACUUUUUGGCGAUUGGAAUGUGAUGAUAUCCGUUUAUCACGUUGAUGGAACUGUGGCUGUUUCACACGCGGGUAUCGAAAUUGGACAAGGAAUAAAUACUAAGGUAGCUCAAGUUUGUGCUUAUUGCCUUGGAGUUCCUUUAGACGCAAUUCAAGUAAAACCAUCUAAUAAUAUGACAUCUCCGAACUGUAUAGCAACUGGUGGUAGUGCCACUAGUGAAUCAGUUUGCCACGCCGUUAUUAAAGCAGCGGAGAUUCUUACAAAUCGUAUGAAACCGGUGAAAGAAAAAAUAAAAGAUCCCACUUGGUUAAAGAUCGUGCAAGAAUGCUACAAUCAAAGCAUUCCAUUAUAUGCUACAUAUUCAUUCAACACAAAAGAAGUGCAACCUUAUGUUAUUUAUGGAAUAUGUGCCGCUGAAGUAGAAGUAGACAUUCUAACAGGUAAUCAUAUUACAACUCGCGUGGAUAUUCUCGAAGAUGUCGGGGAUAGUAUGAACCCCGCUGUGGAUAUUGGCCAAGUCGAAGGAGCUUUUGUGAUGGGUAUGGGUCUUUGGACAACUGAAGAAAUCAUUAUGGACCAAACCGGUGAAGUCAAAACAAACAGGACUUGGAAUUACAAAAUACCCGGGGCUAAAGAUAUUCCAGUUGAUUUUCAUGUAAAAUUUCCCAAAAAUAAUGCUAACCCGGUCGGAGUUUUUAAAUCAAAAGCCGUUGGUGAGCCUCCAUUAUGUAUGUCAUGUGCAAUACCCUUUGCUAUACGACGAGCUUUAUCUUCAGCUAGAAAAGAUGCAAACUCAAAAGAACCAUCGUGGGUUCCCAUGGAUGGCCCCACAACUGUUGAAGUAACCUUUAUGAACAGUUUAAAUGAUUAUUCACAAUAUAAAAUAAAUUAGUUUGUACUAUUUUGAUGUAAUUUAACUUCUUAAUGGUGCGUGGGAGUCUGGAUUUUUUAGAUUAUGUUAGCCUAAUUAAACAAAUUAUAUGUAAUAUCCCAAAGCAUGUCGUUUCAAAUAUAAUAAUAUUAUUCUUUUCCACUUCUUAUCAUGAUGUGGCUAAAAUAGAAAAUUAAAUUUAGUAGUGCCCUC
Molecule: messenger RNA, 4065 nt
Organism: Onthophagus taurus
Lineage: Eukaryota; Metazoa; Arthropoda; Insecta; Coleoptera; Scarabaeidae
Molecular function (GO): iron ion binding; oxidoreductase activity; iron-sulfur cluster binding
Source: RefSeq, a predicted model, not a curated record